CGCGUGCGCACUCCUGCAAAAGCGCGCGCAGGAGCUCCGCGCUCCCAGGUCCUCGGAUCCCGGGCCGAGUUAAGCCCCUGGCGCUCGCCUGGCGGCUGGCGUUGGCCCACCAUGCGUUGGGGGCUGCGCCCGAGUGGGCCGGGGGCAGCGUCCCUGGCCGCGGCCCGGAAUUUGUGGGUGCAGCCCCGCCCGUCCUGUAGGCCGAGCUGGCGAGGGACGACGGGGAGGCUUUCGGUGCGGUCAGUCACCGGGGCCAGUAACCAGCUGCAGAACUCGAGGAAUGGCAGCUAUCGGGACACGGUGCUGCUGCCGCAGACCAGCUUCCCCAUGAAACUGCUGGGCAGCCAGCAGCCCGACACGGAGCUGGAAAUCCAGCAGAAAUGUGGAUUUUCAGAACUUUAUUCAUGGCAAAGAGAAAGAAAAGCGAAGACAGAAUUUUGUCUUCACGAUGGACCUCCUUAUGCGAAUGGUGACCCUCAUGUUGGACAUGCUUUAAAUAAGAUUUUGAAAGAUAUAACCAAUCGAUACCAUAUGAUGAGAGGCUCCAAAAUACAUUUUGUGCCAGGCUGGGAUUGCCAUGGGUUACCCAUCGAAAUAAAAGUAUUGUCAGAACUUGGUGGAAAAGCUCAAAAUCUUUCAGCUAUGGAAAUUAGAGAGAAGGCUAGAUCAUUUGCUAAAGCAGCGAUUGAGAAACAGAAAUCAGCCUUCAUCCGUUGGGGAAUAAUGGCAGACUGGGAUAAUUGCUACUAUACAUUUGAUGGAAAAUAUGAGGCUGGACAGUUGAGAAUUUUCUACCAAAUGUAUGAUAAGGGCUUGAUUUAUCGAUCUUACAAACCUGUGUAUUGGUCUCCCUCAUCAAGGACUGCGUUGGCUGAAGCAGAACUUGAAUAUAAUCCAGAGCAUGUCAGUCGUUCAGUGUACGUCAAAUUCCCUCUCUUGAAACCGUCUCCUAAGUUGGCAUCUCUUAUAGAUGGUUCAUCUCCUGUUAGUUUUUUAGUCUGGACCACUCAGCCUUGGACAAUUCCAGCCAAUCAGGCUGUUUGUUACAUGCCAGAAUCAAAGUAUGCGGUUGUGAAGUGUUCCAAAUCUGGAGACUUCUACAUUCUAGCUGCAGAUAAAGUAACAUCUGUAGCUUCUACUUUGGGAACAACUUUUGAGGUUAUUUCAACAUUCUCAGGUGUAGACUUGGAAAGUGGUACUUGUACUCAUCCUUUAAUUGCUGAGCGAGCAUCUCCUCUCUUACCUGCCAAUCAUGUGACCAUGACAAAAGGAACAGGAUUGGUUCACACAGCCCCGGCUCAUGGUAUGGAAGAUUACAGUGUGGCAUCUCAGUACAGCUUGUCCACGGAUUGUUUAGUGAAUGAAGAUGGAGUUUUCACAGAUGCUGCAGGUCCUGAACUUCAAAACAAGGCUGUUCUUGAAGAGGGAACAGAAGUGGUUAUAAAGAUGCUUCAGGCUGCAAAUAAUUUGUUGAAGGAGGAGGAAUUGGUGCACAGCUAUCCCUAUGACUGGAGGACGAAGAAGCCGGUGGUUAUUCGUGCCAGCAAGCAGUGGUUUGUCAACAUCACGGAUGUUAAGACUACAGCCAAGGAUCUGUUGAAAAAAGUGAAGUUUAUUCCUGAGUCAGCGCUGAAUGCCAUGGUCGACAUGAUGGACAGGCGGCCGUACUGGUGCAUUUCAAGGCAGAGAGUCUGGGGUGUUCCGAUCCCCGUGUUCCAUCAUAAGACCAAAGACGAAUUCUUGAUCAACAGCCAGACUGUGGAGCAUAUCGCGAAACUCGUGGAAGAACAUGGCAGUGAUAUCUGGUGGACUCUUCCCUCUGAGCAGCUUCUCCCCAAAGAAGUCCUGUCGCAGGUUGGUGGUCCUGAUGCUUUGGAAUACGUGCCAGGUCGGGAUAUUUUGGACAUCUGGUUUGAUAGUGGAACUUCAUGGUCUUAUGUUCUUCCAGGUACUGACCAAAGAGCAGAUUUGUACUUGGAAGGAAAAGACCAGCUUGGGGGUUGGUUUCAGUCCUCCUUGUUAACAAGCGUGGCAGCAAGGAGGAAAUCUCCUUUUAAGACGGUGGUUGUUCAUGGAUUUACCCUUGGAGAAAAGGGAGAAAAGAUGUCCAAGUCUCUUGGAAAUGUCAUUGACCCCGAUGUUGUCAUCAACGGAGGACAGGAUCAAAGCAAAGAGCCUCCCUUUGGUGCUGACGUCCUUCGCUGGUGGGUCGCCGAGUCCAACGUCUUCACGGAAGUGACCAUUAGUCCAUCCGUUCUCAGGGCUGCCAGGGACGAUAUGAGCAAGCUUAGGAAUACACUCCGCUUUCUUUUGGGGAAUGUGGCUGGUUUCAACCCAGAAACAGAUUCUGUUCCUGUGAAUGAUAUGUACGUCAUAGACCAGUACAUGCUGCACUUACUGCAGGAUUUAGCAAACAAGGUCACCGACGCGUACAAGCAGUGUGAUUUUGGGAAAGUGGUUCGGCUGUUACGAGCAUUUUACACCAGAGAGCUCUCCACCUUUUACUUCAGCGUAAUCAAAGACAGGCUCUAUUGUGAAAAUGCAAAGGAUCCCAAACGCCGCUCUUGUCAGACCGCGUUAGCUGAAAUUUUGGAUGUACUGGUUCGUUCUUUUGCUCCCAUCCUUCCUCACCUGGCCGAAGAGGUGUUCCAGUACGUGCCUUACGCUAAAGAACCCAAGAGUGUUUUUCGUACUGGCUGGAUUAAAACAAGCCCUAUCUGGAAGAAGCCUGGGCUGGAAGAAGCAAUAGAAGGUGCGUGUGCGAUGAGAGAUUCCUUUCUCGGGAGCAUCCCUGGCAAAAACGCAGCCGAGUACGAGGUUAUCCUUGUGAUCGAGCCGGGGCUGCUUUUUGAGAUCAUUGAGAUGCUACAGGCUGAGGAGACGUCCAGCACCUCUCAGCUGAAUGAACUGAUGAUGGCGUCCCAGACAACCCUGCUCCCUCGGGAACCACGGACAUUGACCACAGAUGUGACGGAACGCAGAGGGACGUUUCUCAUCAACUUAGAAGGUGGUGACAUUCGUGAAGAGUCUGCGUAUAAAGUCAUUGUCAUGCCAACGACCAAGGAGAAGUGCCCUCGGUGCUGGAAGCACACGGCUGCGUCGGCAGAUGCGCUCUGUCCCCGCUGCGCAGAUGUCGUAGGGGGACAGUAGUGCCUGAGUGUGGACAGCCUGCUGAGCAAGAGCCCUGCCCUGGCCACAGACGGAGGUCCGGAUGGCUGUUCACAGCACGGGACAGGAAUCCCAGGCUUAGGUAAAGAGCGGAAGAGCCAGCGGUAGAGCAAGAGCGUUAGAGCUGGGAUUUUAAGAUUUUUUGUAAGUAGAUAAAUAAUGUGUAUAUGUACCCAUGGAAAAAUACACACAUGCAGAUGGACUGAUGGACUUACCCAGAACAUAGACACUGAGGACGCCCGCUUACAAACGUGGCUGAGCAGGAAACGUUUUAUAUUUUAUACAUCUUCUCAACUUAUUAUUUAAAUUCUAUAAUGUCUAAAAAUAAAGGCACCUGGAAAAUCA
Phacochoerus africanus (Common warthog) is the source of this 3513-nucleotide messenger RNA. RefSeq names its product isoleucyl-tRNA synthetase 2, mitochondrial (gene IARS2). Bases 112 to 3150 code for a protein of 1012 amino acids. The transcript has 23 exons. Gene Ontology annotation, biological process: isoleucyl-tRNA aminoacylation. Gene Ontology annotation, molecular function: ATP binding; isoleucine-tRNA ligase activity; tRNA binding. Lineage: Eukaryota; Metazoa; Chordata; Mammalia; Artiodactyla; Suidae. Gene Ontology annotation, cellular component: cytosol. The record is from RefSeq and is a predicted model, not a curated record.